AUGGCUCGUCGUCCCGCUCGUUGCUACCGGUACUGCAAGAACAAGCCGUACCCCAAGUCCCGCUUCAACCGCGGUGUCCCCGACCCCAAGAUCCGUAUCUUCGAUCUUGGACGCAAGAAGGCGACCGUCGAUGACUUCCCUCUCUGCAUCCACAUGGUCUCCAACGAGUAUGAGCAGUUGAGCUCCGAGGCCCUCGAGGCCGCCCGUAUUUGCGCCAACAAGUACUUCGUCAAGACCGCCGGAAAGGAGUCCUUCCACCUCCGCGUCCGCGCCCACCCCUUCCACGUCGUCCGUAUCAACAAGAUGUUGUCUUGCGCUGGUGCCGAUAGACUUCAGACCGGUAUGCGUGGUGCCUGGGGUAAGCCCAACGGCACUGUCGCCCGUGUCAACAUUGGCCAGAUCAUCAUGAGCAUCCGCACUCGUGACUCCAACAAGGCCGUUGCCCUCGAGGCCCUCCGCCGCUCCCAGUACAAGUUCCCUGGUCGCCAGAAAAUCAUCAUCUCCAAGAACUGGGGCUUCACUCCCCUUCGUCGCGAGGAGUACCUCGAGAAGAAGGCUGCUGGCCGCGUCAAGGUCGACGGUGCCUACGUCCAGUUCCUCGCCAACCACGGCUCUCUCGAGCAGAACAUGAAGCGCUUCCCCGAUGCCUUCGCCUCCGAGGCUUAA
Colletotrichum graminicola M1.001 is the source of this 666-nucleotide messenger RNA. Its product is annotated as ribosomal protein L10.e. NCBI's taxonomy places the organism in Eukaryota, Fungi, Ascomycota, Sordariomycetes, Glomerellales, Glomerellaceae. Gene Ontology annotation, cellular component: cytosolic large ribosomal subunit; ribosome. Gene Ontology annotation, biological process: translation; ribosomal large subunit assembly. Gene Ontology annotation, molecular function: structural constituent of ribosome. The record is from RefSeq and is a predicted model, not a curated record. Bases 1 to 666 code for a protein of 221 amino acids. The transcript has 3 exons.